This is a messenger RNA of Penicilliopsis zonata CBS 506.65, 1170 nucleotides long. RefSeq lists its product as hypothetical. The record is from RefSeq and is a predicted model, not a curated record. NCBI's taxonomy places the organism in Eukaryota, Fungi, Ascomycota, Eurotiomycetes, Eurotiales, Aspergillaceae. Gene Ontology annotation, biological process: proton transmembrane transport. Gene Ontology annotation, cellular component: vacuolar proton-transporting V-type ATPase, V1 domain. The transcript has 5 exons. The coding region runs from base 1 to 1170 and encodes 389 amino acids. Gene Ontology annotation, molecular function: proton-transporting ATPase activity, rotational mechanism.
AUGUCCAAGAGUACCAAGUACCUCCUCAUCUCGCUCCCGACGUCCAUCGCUCCCUCGCGACACAAGGAUGACGCCCUGGAAGCGGUCUCGACAACAGUGACGGCGGACAAUGGCUCCGUGGACUCGUUCCCCAUCCCGGAGUUCAAGAUUGGCACCCUUGACGCCCUGGUGCAGCAGGCCGAUGAGCUGGCGAAACUCGAGUCUUCAUGUCAGGGUGUGGUAGCCAAGGUGGGCGAUGCCCUGAAGAACGUCCUGGAUGGAGACGAAGCGCAGAUUGAGAAUAUGAAGGCCGUCAACGAUAAGCCGGUCGAUCAAUAUCUGCGUACAUUUUCCUGGAACAAAGUCAAGUACCGUGCCGAUAAGCCGCUGAGCGAGUUGAUUGAUCUUCUACAGAAGGAAGCCGCCAGUAUUGAUAACGAUAUCCGGUCAAAAUACACGCAGUACAACCAGGUCAAGAACACGCUGGCGACUCUGCAGCGCAAACAGACCGGCAACCUGUCCACCAAAUCGCUCGCUUCAGUCGUCGAUCCGCGGGUCCUCGUGCAGGCUUCGGACUACAUAGAAACGCAUUUGAUUGCCGUGCCCGCGCAGCAAGUCAAGGAGUUCCUCAAGACGUACGAGACAGUGGCCCCGAUGGUGGUGCCGCGGUCCGCCAGCCUGGUGGCGGAGGACAGUGAGUUUACGCUGUACGCGGUGACCACGUUCAAGAAGCACAGCGCCGAGUUUGUGCACAAGUGCAGAGAGAGCAAGUGGAUCCCACGCGACUUCAAGUACGUCGAGGGCGGCAAGGAAGAAGAACGCAAGGAGGUCGAGCGCGUGGGCGGCGACGAGCGCAAGCUGUGGGGGGAAACGCUCCGCCUCGGCCGCACUGCCUGGAGCGAGGCUGUUAUGGUCUGGAUCCACGUUCUAGUGCUGCGCGUCUUUGUCGAGACGGUUCUGCGAUACGGGCUGCCUCUCGACUUUAUCUGUACAAUGAUUAGAACCCCCACUUCAAAACAAGCCGACAAGGCCAAACGCGCCCUGGACGAGAAAUACUCGUACCUGGCCGGUAACGCCUUUGGCCGCGACAAAAAGGGCCGUGUCAAGCGAGACGAUCCUGGCGAGAUGCACGGCGAGGGCGCGGCGGCCGAAUACACCCCAUACGUUUACUACGAGUUCCAAUUCAGCUAG